Molecule: messenger RNA, 1260 nt
Organism: Linum trigynum
Lineage: Eukaryota; Viridiplantae; Streptophyta; Magnoliopsida; Malpighiales; Linaceae
Source: the annotation of a GenBank genome assembly
AUGGAGCUGGGCGAGUCUACUGUUGAUAGGAUUAGCAACGUUCCAGCCAAUGUGAUAGAGCACAUUCUGAUGCUGUUACCCAUAAAAGAUGCUGGGAGAACCAGCAUCCUGUCAAGAAACUGGAGGCAUCAUUGGAGAAGUAUUCCUCAACUUGUGUUCGACGGUAGUUUUGCUCCACCACUCCCCAGUACGGAACCCUAUUUACCGGAUGAGAAAAAGGUCAUGAUGGACAUUUACGAAGCUCUGCUGCUUCAUGAUGGUCCAGUAACCAAGUUUGAGCUCUCAAUUCCUGGAUUGAGAGAAGACUGUCCACGUAUUUGUAAGUUGAUUCCUCACGUUGGAAGCAAAGGUGUCCAGGAACUUGCUCUUAGGUUUUCCGUGGGUCAGACCAAGCUGCCUUCCUCCCUGUUUACCGCCUGCCACCUGACUGUUUUGAAACUGCAGCAUUGUAGUGUUGGUGCACCAUCUUCUUUUGUGGGAUUUCGUAAGCUGGUCGUUCUUGAGCUUGAACAUGUUAUCAUGCCUGAAGAUUUCCUGCAGAAGUUACAGCCGGAGUGCCCCCUGCUUGAAGAGUUGAGGGUUUUAUACUGUAGCGACCAAAAUUAUGAUAUUGAAGCGCCAUCUCUCAAAGUGCUUCUCUUUCACAAUCAUGUUUCCAAUACGGUCAUUUCCUUCAACAAUGUUCCUGUGCUCUCCGUGCUAUCAAUAUUAGAUGGUUGGAGGUAUACUGAUUGGUUUAAAACAUUUGCUUCUCUCCCUGCGAUCAGGCAGCUGACUUUUGGAAUUCAUUCGCUGCAAUUCUCUGCUAAGGGUAAUGUCCCCUACAAACUGCCAACAAUCCUCUACCAGUUAAAAUUCCUCGAAGUAACUCGCCUUCUUCUGGAUAACUUGCCACAGGCACAGGUUCUUAUCUGUCUGAUCAUGAGUUCCCCCAACUUACAAAAGCUCAGCAUUCGGUUGGGUACUAAUAAUGCCCAGCCGUCUUCAGAGGUUAUGGGUAGCCUACAGGAGCUGUUGGAAGCAGAGGAACGACAGGGAAUUUGUUGCCUUCAACUUCUUGAAGAGUUCAACAUUCAGGAUAGCCAAGGUACGCAAGUUGAGCUGGACCUGGUGCGGUUUGUUCUAGCCACUGCCCCACAACUUCGUAUGAUCUUGAUUAAGCGUGCAGUUAACUUGUCAUCUGAUAAGGUUCUGGGAUUCUUGAAUGAGCUGGUAUCGUAUAAGCGUAUUUCCAAAGACGCAGAGGUCAAAUAUGUCUAG